AUGCCGGCCCCCACCCCGCUCCCAGCCCUAACGUAUGACCGGCCCGCAUCGCUGUGGGUCGAGGCGCUGCCCCUCGGCAACGGGAGCCUCGGGGCAAUGGUGUACGGCGACCCGUGGGACGAGCGGAUCGCGCUCAACGAGUCGACGCUGUGGUCUGGCUCGCCUCUCAACGAAUCUAACGCGGCCGCGGCGAUACCCGCCAGUGUCGCCCAGCCGGCGCUGCUUGACGCGCGCGUGGCAGUGCUCGACCGCCGGUACGAUGACGCGACGAAGGCGGUCGAGAAGGUACAGGGGCCGUACUCGCAGGCCUUCCUCCCGCUCGGCACACUGCGCCUGCGUACCCGUGUCGCGGGGGAGAAGGACAAGGGCACCGCGACGGGGUACACGCGCGCGCUGGACCUUGACACGGCGACGCACGUAUCGCGGUACGAGCUCGACGGGCGCCGGGUUCGCUGGACGUCGUUCGCCAGCCACCCGGAUAACGCCCUCGUCGUGCGGCUCGAGUCCGAGGUGCCGCUCGACAUUGACGCCAGCUUCGACAGCGAGCUCAAGGGUGUCGAGCUGGACGGAGCGUCGCCCCCCGGCCGGCUGGUAAUCGGCCUCCGCGCGCCGAGCGACUGCCCGCCCCCACACGAGCCGACCGAGAGCGUCAAGUGGUCCGAGGCGCCCGGGGAGGCGAUGCGCGCCGCCGCCGUGUUGGGGUGGACGCACGACGGCGAGGUUGGUGCAGCUGGCGGGCUCUCGGCGCGCGGGGUGACGCGCCUCACGCUCGUGCUCGCUGCGCAGACGACGUUCGUCGACGCGCUCACCCCGCCUGGGGUGGACGCUGCCCCCGCCGCGGCAACGGCACUCGCCCGCGUCGACGCCGCGCUCGCCGACGUCGAGGCGACCGCCGCACGCCACUUGGCAGACUACACUGCGCUCUACGCCCGCUCGGCGCUGUCGCUCCCCGGCGCGCCGCUCCACGCCACGCUGUACAACUACGGCCGGUACCUGCUCAUUGCUGGCUCGCGCACCGGCGCAGCGAUGAACCUCCAGGGCCUGUGGAACAAGACGGCGCGCCCGGUCUGGUCGAGCAACUACACGAUCAACAUCAACACGCAGAUGAACUACUGGGCGGCGGAGGCCGUCGGGCUGGGCGAGCUCGCCGAGCCGCUCUUCGGGCUGAUCGACGCGCUGGCAACAAAGGGCAAGACGACGGCGCAGCGCCUGUACGGCACGCGCGGCUGGGUCGCCCACCACAAUACCGACGUGUGGGCGUACUCGUCCCCCGUGGGCAUGGGGCACAGCUCGUGCCAGUGGGCGUGGUGGCCGUUUGCCGGGCCGUGGCUGUGCCUCGCGCUCGUCGAGCGCGUGCGUUUCGGCAACAGGGAGUUUGCGGCGCGCGCGUGGGGGCCAGUACGCGACGCGAUGGCGUUUGUCCUCGACUGGGUGUUUGAGCACGACGGCGUGCUGAUCACUGCGCCGAGCACGAGCCCAGAGAACACGUUCACCGUCGGCGACGACGCGACGCGGCACGCGGUGACGCGCAGCGCGACGAUGGACAUCAGCCUCGCCACCGAGCUUGGGCGCGCGCUGCUCGAGAUUGCCGAGGCGGCCGGGACGGCCUCGGACCCGAUCGUGGCGGAGACGCGCGCGUUCGUGGCGCGUCUCCCGCGCAUCUCGCCUGGCUCUGACGGGCUGCUGCCAGAGUGGGCCGAGAACCACGCGCAGGCGGAAGCGCCGCACAGGCACAUGAGCCACCUGGUCGGCGUGUAUCCCGGCAACACAAUCCGCGACGCCGACCAGCUCGCGGCCGCCGGGCGCGGGCUCGACGAGCGCGAGGACGACCUGGCCACGGGGUGGGCGCUAGCGUGGAAGGUUUCCCUGCGCGCGCGCCUGCGCGAUGUGCAAAAGAUCGACCACACGCUGAGCUUGAUCACGCGCGACGCCGCGAUGCCAGAGCACGACGACGAGGUGUACGAGGGCAGCGCGUUCACGACGCGCGGCGGGCUGUACCCCAACCUCUUCUCGACGCACCCGCCGUUCCAGAUCGACGGGAACUUGGGGUAUGUGGCCGGCGUGGCCGAGUGUCUCCUCCAGAGCCAGUGGGGUGUCAUUUCGCUCUUGCCGGCGCUGCCGACCGCGUGGAACGGGGGAAGGGUGAGCGGGUUGAUCGCCCGCCCGGGGGUGCGCGUCGGCCUCGAGUGGGAGGGCAGGCGGCUGGUCGAGGCGAGGCUUGAGGCCGUUGGUGAGGCGGGGAGGGGACGCCAUGUGCUGGAGCUUGGCGGCGUGCGCAGGGAGGUCGAGCUCGGCAAGGGCGUGCUCGUGCUCCGCGCUAAGGACUUUGAGGAGGCCUGUAGUGGCUGGUAG
Messenger RNA from Vanrija pseudolonga, 2352 nucleotides. RefSeq names its product Alpha-L-fucosidase 2. The transcript has a single exon. The record is from RefSeq and is a predicted model, not a curated record. Gene Ontology annotation, molecular function: alpha-L-fucosidase activity. Bases 1 to 2352 code for a protein of 783 amino acids. NCBI's taxonomy places the organism in Eukaryota, Fungi, Basidiomycota, Tremellomycetes, Trichosporonales, Trichosporonaceae. Gene Ontology annotation, biological process: carbohydrate metabolic process.